Styela clava is the source of this 1766-nucleotide messenger RNA. RefSeq names its product actin-related protein 2/3 complex subunit 2-like. The record is from RefSeq and is a predicted model, not a curated record. Gene Ontology annotation, biological process: actin filament polymerization; Arp2/3 complex-mediated actin nucleation. NCBI's taxonomy places the organism in Eukaryota, Metazoa, Chordata, Ascidiacea, Stolidobranchia, Styelidae. Gene Ontology annotation, molecular function: actin filament binding; structural constituent of cytoskeleton. Gene Ontology annotation, cellular component: actin cytoskeleton; Arp2/3 protein complex.
UUGAUGGUUUUUGUUAUGUAUUAACAAUAACUUUGUCAUUUGGUUUAGUAAUUUAGUAGAAUUUGCUCAACAUUUCUCCACGAUGAUUUUGCUUGAAACGCAGAAUCGAAUAAUAUCGGAUACUUUGACAUAUAAAUUUGAAUGUGCAGUAGCAGGGUCUAAACCAGAAUCAAUUGAUUCAACAAUAGCCGAUUUUGAUGGAGUGUUAUAUCAUAUUUCGAAUCCAAAUGGCGAUAAAUCAAAAGUCAUGGUCAGCAUUUCUUUGAAAUUUUACAAAGAUUUGGAAAACCAUGGAGCAAAAGAGCUUCUAGACAGAGUCUACGGAUGUUAUCUGACUUCACCUGAGUCUGGACACAGUGUCUCACUGCUCUAUGAUCUUUCAAACAUUCCUAAGGAUCACGCCAAAAUUGUUGCAGAUGCUGCAAGUUUGAAAAGGAAUUGUUUUGCAUCUGUGUUUGAAGAAUAUUUUGAAGCACAGGUACAAGGGAAACAAGUGAAAAGAGCUGUCGUCAACUACAGAGAUGAUGAGACGAUGUAUGUGGAAGCUAAGAAAGAUCGUGUUACAGUGAUAUUCAGCACUGUUUUUAAAGAUGAUUCUGAUAUCAUCUUUGGAAAAGUUUUUAUGCAGGAAUUCAAGGAAGGCCGCCGAGCGAGUGCCAGUGCACCCCAGGUUCUUUUCACUCAUAAAGAACCUCCACUGGAAUUGAAGGGACAAGAUGCUGCAGUUGGUGAUAACAUUGGAUACAUUACUUUUGUUCUGAAUACUCGACACACCAACCCUGCUAAUCGUGACAAUACAAUUGAUCUCAUCCACACAUUCCGAAACUACUUGCAUUAUCACAUCAAGUGCAGCAAGGCUUACAUUCACACAAGAAUGCGAGCAAAGACUUCGGAUUUCCUUAAAGUUCUCAACCGUGCCAGGCCUGACCAAGCAGUAAAAGAGAAGAAAACAAUGUCAGGAAGAAGUUUUUAAUGUCAACGAAAUGCACUAUUUUCAUUGUUUGAAAGGGGCAAGACAUUCAACCGUUGAUGUGUAAUGAUUAAACUACAUUUUAUACAUAUCUACAUAUUACCCAAGAUUCCAAGAAGAAUAAUCAACAUCUUUAAAAACUAAUAAUUAUAAUCUAAUCAGUGUAAUAUUGAUUGAAGAUUUUUCCAAUAAUGAAUCGAACAUUUCGUGGCUAUGCCUGGAAUGCUUCAACAUCAAAAUGAAUAACUGCAGAUUAUUUUAUUCCAUUAUGAUGAUCCUUAUAUAUAGGGAAAAGUUUGGGUGCUCCCGAAAUAUGGUACCAAGAUGGCGCACAACCUGAACAAAAUAUGUGUACCAGGUUAGGGUUCAGGUUGUGCGUCAUCUUGGUACACAUACUUCCGGAGCGCCAAAGUUUGUACUACAUAGCUAGCUAUGCCAACAUAGUUUAACUUGUAAAAAAUAACAAUACAUUUAGCAUAAAAACAGUAUGGCUGUCUACUACAGGGUAGUUGCGUAGGUUUAUUGCUAUAUAUUGGAAGUUUACGUUGGAGUCUUCUUCGAUUUAUCAUUUAUUUUAUAUUGUAUUGAUCAUGCGCUAAUUCUGCUGCUUAUGAUUGUCUUUCGCCCACUAGCACAGAUAAUUUAAUGUGAUUGUUUGGGAAUUGUUGAGGAAAUUAAUUAUUUCGUAAUGAGCUUAUAUAUCCUGCACUGCAUUUAAUAUUAUUGUGUGGGAAACUGAAUAAAACAUAACAAUACUGAAAGUUUUAUUCGCAAAUAUAUUCCAAAAACAAACAAA